Populus trichocarpa (black cottonwood) is the source of this 1780-nucleotide messenger RNA. RefSeq lists its product as uncharacterized. The transcript has a single exon. Bases 300 to 1541 code for a protein of 413 amino acids. Gene Ontology annotation, molecular function: RNA nuclease activity. Lineage: Eukaryota; Viridiplantae; Streptophyta; Magnoliopsida; Malpighiales; Salicaceae. The record is from RefSeq and is a predicted model, not a curated record.
AAAGGUGAAAUUGGUAAAAAUUGGUCAUUUUUGAAUUAUAGCUGUUGUUGUAAUAUUGCAAUAGCCCAAAUUUUCAGGUCAGUCCACCAUAUACAUAUACAAGCCCAAUUCUACAAAGAGUAACAAGAUGCCCUUUUUUAGUCACGGCAGCCGAUUCGUGGUCUUCUGCAAAGUCGAGUGCUCAUGACCUGCAAAAACUUCUUGAAGCUUUGCAAGCAACCGAAGAAAUGUCUAUAAUCCCAACAACAUAAGCUAGCCCUGUACUCUCUCUCUCUCUCUCUCUCUCUCUCUCUCCAUAUAUGAAAAAGUUCCAGUUUUUAAGACUCUCGGUUGCUUUGUAUCAACAAACACCUCUGCAUAUGCUCAUGUUUCUCAAAUUUCGAAACUUUUCCCAUUCAAUAAAAUCUACACGGCUAAAAAACCAAAACCCGUGUUUUGAAUUGUUUAGAUUCUGCCAUUUUGAUUCAAAACUGGGUUUGGGUUCUUCAAGCCUAACGCCGACUUUAUCACCUCAGAAACCCCAAAACAAUGUUGCAAUUUUCUGGGAUUUGGACAACAAACCCCCCAAAACUGUCUCUCCAUUUGAGGCUGCUAUUAAGCUUAAAACUGCUGUGUGCUCAUUUGGGUUUGUUAAAUACAUGGUGGCUUACGCUAAUAGGCAUGCAUUUAGUUACGUGCCUCAAGUUGUGAGAGAGGAAAGAAAGCAGAGAAAGUCGUUGAAUCAGUUAGAAAAUAAGGGUGUGAUUAAGCCUGUAGAAUCUUAUUUAUGCAGAGUUUGUGGAAGGAACUUUUAUAAUAAUGAGAAGUUUAUUAAUCAUUUUAAGCAAAUUCAUGAGCGUGAGCAACAAAAGAGGUUGAAUCAGAUAGAAUCAGCAAGAGGGAAGAGGAGAGUUAUGUUAGUGGGUAAGUAUGCAAUGAAGAUGCAGAAGUAUAAGAAUGCUGCUAGGGAUAUUUUGACUCCAAAAGUAGGUUAUGGUUUGGCUGAUGAGUUGAAAAGGGCUGGUUUUUGGGUUAGGACUGUUUUGGAUAAGCCACAGGCAGCGGAUGUGGCAUUGAAAGAUCAUAUGGUAGAUAUGAUGGAUAAGAGGAGAGCUGAGUGUUUCGUGCUUGUAUCAGAUGAUUCGGAUUUUGUUCAUGUUUUGAAGGAGGCUAAAUCUAGAUGUUUAAAGACGGUUGUGGUAGGGGAUGUUAAUGAUGGGGCAUUGAAGAGGGUUGCCGAUGCAGGAUUUUCUUGGCAGGAAAUUUUGAUGGGGAAGGCUAAGAAGGAUGCAGAAACGGUUGUGGGACGGUGGAAGGACCGUGAUGUCUUGAAGAGAUUGGAGUGGAUAUAUGAUCCGGAGGUAGAGAAAAACUUGCAUGGCAUGGUUUAUGAGUUUGAUAAUCAUGAGAGCAAGGAUGAAUGUGAUGGCAAUGAUAGUGAGGAUGGAGAUAUUGAUAAUAUUCUUGAUGGUGAUGAUGUUGGUUGUUUGCAAAAGGAAGAUGCCAGAGGUUGGUGGGAGCUGGACUCUAAUCCUGAGGUCACUUCUUCACAAUCAUGCUGAUGGUAAUUGGUAGUUAGGUGUACAAUCAGUUUUAUGGCUUUUGUGGAGUUCACAAUUGUCCUGGAUAGCAUUUAGAAAAUUGUAUAAGCAGAACCACCACAAAGAACACAUGAUCAAACACGUAUUGUAAGCAAAUGGAGCUAUAUAGAUCUGUUAAUCUCUAGUAUGUGUUUUCUGGAGUUAUUUUCCACCUUAUAUCUUGAAUAGUACUUGCAGCCUAAAUGAAUUGCUUCUUGUCA